This is a messenger RNA of Penicillium cataractarum, 576 nucleotides long. Its product is annotated as NuoI/complex I 23 kDa subunit family protein. Gene Ontology annotation, molecular function: NADH dehydrogenase activity; 4 iron, 4 sulfur cluster binding. The transcript is spliced from 4 exons. Lineage: Eukaryota; Fungi; Ascomycota; Eurotiomycetes; Eurotiales; Aspergillaceae. The record is from RefSeq and is a predicted model, not a curated record. Gene Ontology annotation, cellular component: membrane. The coding region runs from base 1 to 576 and encodes 191 amino acids. Gene Ontology annotation, biological process: mitochondrial electron transport, NADH to ubiquinone; mitochondrial respiratory chain complex I assembly.
AUGGCCACCUCUCGCUCGGUCGCCAGGCUGGUCGCCUACCGCCGGUCUCCCUUCAUGCCGAUCGGCUCAACCGCAAACUUCUCUUCCUCGGUGUCCCGCGCAGCAACCCCAGCGGGCCCCCCUCAGCCCGGUUUCCGUCUGCCCCCGCCUACGCGCUGGGAUCAGGGCUCUGAGUCUUCUCUCGACAAGGCCAGCAAGUACUUCCUGAUGGCCGAGAUCUUCCGCGGCAUGUACGUCGUGCUGGAGCAGUUUUUCCGCCCACCUUACACCAUUUUCUACCCCUUCGAGAAGGGUCCCAUCUCCCCCGUUUCCGCGGCUAUCACUAUUGAGGCCGAGGAGCGUGAGGACGGAAGCCGCCGGACGACCCGUUAUGAUAUCGAUAUGACCAAGUGUAUCUACUGCGGUUACUGCCAGGAGAGCUGCCCCGUGGACGCCAUUGUGGAGACCUCCAAUGCUGAGUACGCCACCGAGACCCGUGAGGAGCUCCUGUACAACAAGGAGAAGCUCCUCGCCAACGGUGACCGAUGGGAGCCCGAGAUUGCGGCCGCUGCUCGUGCCGAUGCUCCUUACCGAUAA